AUGUCUAAAGUCUUCAAUUUCAAUGGAGAUGACGAUUUUUUCCCUGGGGGAUUCUUAUACCCGAAUAAUAAGGAAUCGAGUCUCUAUUUGUCCCUUGGUCAUCGUGUGGACAUGUUUGUUCCUCCUCGUAAGAAGUCUCGUGUCAAUGCCGCGGUCGUUGUCAGCAGAGAGCAAAAGCAACAGUCAUCCAUUGAAGUUCUUCCUGACGAAUGCCUCUUUGAGGUGUUCAGACGCCUUCCUGGAGGCCAAGAGAGGAGUGCCUGUGCAGGAGUCUCCAAGCGUUGGCUUAUGCUUCUAAGUAGCAUUCAGAGGGAUGAAAGAUGCAAUAAUGAAGCCACUCUAUCUGUGGAGCCUGAGAACAGAUCUAAUAUUAAAAAGGCAGACGACUCCAUGAAGCCAAAAGAUAAGGGUGGAUUUGUUGAGUCAAAUGGAAUCAGAGCUGAAGUUGAGGAGGAAAACUUAGAGACAGAUGUUGAUGGAUAUCUUUCUAGAUGCCUGGAAGGAAAGAAAGCUACUGAUGUGAGGCUGGCUGCCAUUGCUGUUGGAACUGGAAGCUGUGGAGGUUUGGGCAAGCUAUCCAUCCGAGAAAGCAGUGCUACUCGUGGAUUGACAAAUUUUGGCCUCAAGGCCAUUGCUCGUGGUUGUCCUUCUUUGAGAGAGCUUUCGAUUUGGCACUCAUCAUCAAUUGGUGAUGAAGGGCUACUUGAGAUUUCAAAUGGCUGUCAUCUGCUGGAGAAGCUUGACCUAUGCCAUUGCUCGGCAGUUACAGACAAGUGUUUGCUUGCUAUUGCAAAGAACUGUCCCAAUCUGGUGUCAGUUACAAUAGAAUCUUGUUCAAACAUUGGAAAUGAAAGCUUGCAAACUUUGGGACGUAGCUGCCCCAAUCUGAAAUCCGUUACUGUUAAAAAUUGUCCUCUUGUUGGGGACCAAGGAAUUGCAGGUCUAUUUUCGGCAGCUGGUAAAGUUAUUACAAAGGUGAAGCUUCAGGCACUUAACAUCAGUGAUGUGUCUCUUGCUGUAAUUGGACACUAUGGCAGUGCAAUGACUGACCUUGCACUAAUUGGCCUCCAAAAUGUGAACGAGAGGGGCUUCUGGGUCAUGGCUAGUGGUCAAGGUUUGCAGAAGCUGAAGUCUUUGGCAAUAACCACUUGCCGAGGAGUUUCUGAUUUAGGGCUUGAAGCUAUUGGAAAAGGGUCACUUGAAAGUCUUAAAUUGGAGGAAUGCCACAGGAUUACCCACUGUGGGUUUUUUGGCAUCUUUGCAAACUAUACUGGGAAAUUGAAGGCUCUUUCUUUGGCCAAUUGCUUGGGAAAUCAGAACAUGAACUUUCUAUUUUCAUUGACAUCUCUUUGCUAUUCACUUCGAUCGCUGACCGUCUGCAACUGCCCUGGAUUUGGUAAUGCUAGCUUGGCCAUGAGCUCUGAAGGUGGUUUGAUAAAGGUUAAUCUUAGUGGAUGUGUCAAUUUGACCGACGAUGUUGUUGCAACCAUUUCUAAGCUGCAUGGGAGCACUCUCGAGAUUCUGAAUCUUGAAGGCUGCAGAUUCAUCACUGAUGCAAGCCUGGUGGCAGUUGCAAGGGAUUGCUGGCUGCUGAAUGAACUUGAUGUUUCUAGUUGUGGAAUCACUGAUUCUGGCAUUGCAGUCUUGGCUGGUGCCAAGCAUCUGAAUCUGCAGAUACUUUCCCUGGCAGCUCUGGUGCUGUUGAUCUGCUUGUUGAGCAACUUCGGAGGUGUGCUAUACUCUCCUAAGCAGCUGGCAGUUGGAAAGUCCCAUUCAAGCCACAGAUGGUGUGCUUUUUUUCCAUUAGAAAGCUGUUCCAAGAAGUUUUCCCCUUGCUUCUGGCCUAGCAGUUGUUACUUCAACUUGCUCGGUCUGAGCUUGUUACUUUGUCAAGUCACCAAGUCUUCCAUGUCGCUGCAUGCUUACAUGAUGGUUGGGUUUGAUUCCGUCAGUCGGUCUGUGUUUGUGGUUGCUUUUGGCAGUCGUAGUUUUGUAACCUUGCUUUCGUGGGCUUUGUCCGUGGCAGAGUUGUUUAGUCUGCCAUGA
This is a messenger RNA of Fraxinus pennsylvanica, 2046 nucleotides long. NCBI's taxonomy places the organism in Eukaryota, Viridiplantae, Streptophyta, Magnoliopsida, Lamiales, Oleaceae. The record is from the annotation of a GenBank genome assembly.